AUGGCAGAAGUUGUCAAGGUUGUACUCAGGUUCCAGUACAGGGGGGCUCGUGCAGGCCAGUGGGCUUCAGUUAAGAACGGCGAUCGCCCCACCGCUGAGUACAUGAAGAGUCUGCUAGAUGAUCUCCAAGUGCUCGAUGUUCCGCGGCCUAUGGACCUGGAACCUAUGUGGCAAUCCGGCGUUGUGGACUGUAUUUGGCACACACCUAAGGGCGGCGAGCUCUACAAAAGAAUACAUCGCGGUUAUUGCCGGAGGAAAUUCUUGUCUGAGAACGUGGAGAAGAACAUAUCUUGGAUUAAAUUUGAUGAAUACAGCACAAAGCGCCAAGUCUUGGGAGAUCAACCUCUCGCCCUGCGCGGUCGAAGGCGCUCCAUUUCCCCGCGCGAUCGAAGGCGUUCCAUUUCCCCGCGCGAUCGAAGGUGUUCAAUUUCCCCGGGAACAAGGCGGACACCAGGAGAAGUAGAAAGGCGGCCUCGGAGCAGGCGACCCAGUCCUUCUCGCCGACCUAUGAGCGCCCGGAGUCUGCAAUAUCUGGAUGAAACACAGAGGAUGUUGCGACGCCUGAGCGACUCAGUGUCGAAGGGAGCCUCUGUACCAUUCGAGCUCGAGUCGCCAGAGGAGUUACGGAAGGAGCAGGAUUUGCCGUCAGACACGCCCACGAGGUCGCGAACGGAGAGCUCGCCGGCACCAAUCGUCUCCAGCACUUCUACUGAUGUCUCUGCGCAGACCAAUGUUUCUGAAGUUCACCCAAAUUCAGUCGGAAAUUCUUGUAGUGAAAGAUCUUCUAGAAGUGAGGGCUUGGCGGCGCCUGCUAUUCCCAAUGUCAUGCAGGCUACUUCCAGUCCAGAGCCCCGAAGUCCUGAGGGAGAUAUUCACGACUUGUCCAACAUGCGCUUGGAUCUUCAAAAGCAAAGUUCUGGCUUAAGGGAGCAUGAGAUUGGGCUAGAGCAGCAUCUUGUAGAGCACGCCCAACCACCUGGAGCAGAGGAAGGCGAAUCAGUCGAUCAAGGAAUCAUGACAGAGCCUUUUGUGGACAAAGAUGUCUCUGCACUUCGUGAGAUGCUUGAGCGGGAGACUGCCGCGAGACAAGCUGCAGAAACUGAAUUGCAAGAGGAACGCCGCAAACGCGUAGAUGCAGAAGCCAUUUUGGAGGACAUGCGUCGGGAGAGAAGCGCGCCAUUCAUCGUGCCUGGGAUGGCGGAUGCGUUCAUCAAGUUGGCACGACUUACCGAGGAGGCAUUGUCGUCGCGCUGA
Molecule: messenger RNA, 1254 nt
Organism: Postia placenta MAD-698-R-SB12
Lineage: Eukaryota; Fungi; Basidiomycota; Agaricomycetes; Polyporales; Adustoporiaceae
Exons: 6
Coding region: 1-1254 (417 amino acids)
Source: RefSeq, a predicted model, not a curated record